Molecule: messenger RNA, 1596 nt
Organism: Mercurialis annua (annual mercury)
Lineage: Eukaryota; Viridiplantae; Streptophyta; Magnoliopsida; Malpighiales; Euphorbiaceae
Exons: 1
Coding region: 332-1423 (363 amino acids)
Biological process (GO): transmembrane transport
Source: RefSeq, a predicted model, not a curated record
UAUUUUCACCUAAAAACAGCUCCUCUAAGUAUAAAUAUUUUUAAAGAUUUUAGAUUACAAUCUUUAAAGAUUAUACACCGAUCCAAAUUUUCCGGUUAGUCGCCGAUUAACCGGCGACCAUGGUUCAGUCUCUGGUUAAACCAAUCAAGAAACGUAGCCGUAAUCAUCAUCAAUGUUAGAUCCGUUGAUUCUGUUCCGUCUCCGAUCCAAAACCUGGUUCAACCGAAGAAAAAAGAAACUCACAAGGAAUAUUUGAUUUUAUGUGUGUUUUUUGGAUUUUAAAUUUUGUGUGUACAAAUUAGGGUUUGUGAAUAUUGGGAAAGUGGAAAAAAUGAGCAUGAGCGCGGCGGCGGAGGAUGAAACAGAGCAGGAGAUUCAUAUUCCAGCUGAAAUAGACUGGGAAAUGCUCGAUAAAUCGAAGUUUUUCAUCCUCGGCGCCGCGCUUUUUUCGGGCGUAUCGGCUACUCUUUAUCCCAUUGUUGUAUUAAAAACUAGGCAACAAGUGUCGAAUUCGCAACUUUCGUGUUUAAAGAUUGGUUACGGGUUGCUUAAGCAUGAGGGUUUUCGAGGUUUAUAUAGAGGGUUUGGUACUUCUUUAACGGGUACUGUUCCGGCUAGGGCUUUAUACAUGGCUGCUCUUGAGGUUACCAAGAGUAAUGUGGGUACUGCUACUGUUCGGUUAGGUUUUCCGGAGGCGACUGCUGCUGCUACUGCUAAUGCGGUGGCGGGAUUGAGUGCUGCUAUGGCUGCUCAGCUUGUUUGGACUCCUAUUGAUGUUGUGAGUCAGAGACUUAUGGUUCAAGGAGGUAAUGGUAAAUUAGGGUACGGGAGUGCAUCAUCAAUGUGUAAAUAUUCGAAUGGGAUUGAUGCGUUUAGGAAAAUUGUUAGAACUGAUGGGUUUAGAGGAUUAUAUAGAGGUUUUGGGAUAUCUAUAUUGACUUAUGCACCUUCCAAUGCGGUUUGGUGGGCUUCUUACUCUGUUGCGCAGCGAAUGGUUUGGGGCGGUAUUGGGUGUUGCUAUAGUAGUAAGACGUUUGGUGAUGGGAACGGGAAUGGAAAUGGGAAUGGAAACGAGAAUGUUGGUGGGAUUAGUGGUAACAAUGUGGUGAGACCGGAUCCGAAAACUGUAAUGGCAGUUCAGGGAGUCAGUGCAGCAAUGGCAGGUGGUGUUUCAGCUUUAAUUACAAUGCCACUUGAUACAAUUAAGACGAGAAUGCAGGUUUUAGACGGGGAGGAAAACGGAAGGCGUGGACCGACUAUCGGACAGACUGUUAGAAAUCUUGUUAAGGAAGGUGGUUGGACGGCUUGCUAUAGAGGAUUAGGACCAAGGUGGGCUUCAAUGUCUAUGUCUGCAACAACAAUGAUCACUACUUACGAGUUUCUUAAACGUCUCUCGACCAAGAACCAAGAAGUUCUGCAUUGAUAAAGAAGUUAUCAAGGUUUUUUUUUGCUCUCUUGUAGCUUUGUCUAAAUGCUGUCCAAAUUUCACUGUGUUUUUGCUCUUUGUUUACCUUUUUGCCUGUCUAAGAAUGAAAAAUGAUCAUUGUAAAUGCUUGCAAGCUCUUUACCAUGUAUAUAAACAUAAAAGUUUUGUUC